CAACGUUGAAGAGGAUUACCGCCACAGGCGGCGCCCGCUGUAAGUACGGGGGAUCAUCGACGUCCAGAGCUUGGUGGAAGUUGGAUGCGCCUCUGACGAGCGAAUCAGCGUAAACAUGUUAUGCUCCGAAGCCGCAGUACGCCCGCUUCCCUCUCGUGCUGCAUCUGGGGGUCGCUCGUUCCUCCGCUUUGUGAGGUGUCUCGUGUUGGACGGGUGCUCGCGCCAUCCCUUUCCUCAGUCACUACAUCGACUUCGCCAUCCUCGCAAAUCAUCUCUACAAUGUCUGACAAGGCUACCUGCGCAAACGUCCAGGCCAACGGCGGCUCCUGCACCUACCCCGCGUGCGGCUGCGCCGAGCCCCCCAAGAGCAAAUAAUUGCUCUCUUCGUCGUUAUCUCUCGUCUUCAGUAUCUCAGCAUCUUCACGCCGACGUCGACUUCGAUUGGGAUGGGACACGUCUCGCGCCAUGGGUGGCUAGCGAUGCUGUAGAUGUCAUAUUGUUUGACCGUCGACCGAUAUACAUUGUUUCCGUCACAAUCGUGUGCCUGUGGCUGGGACCCCUUCAAGCCUCAGAUGAACUGCCACAGAAGCUCCGGUGGACGCUAGCUAAUCUGGCCAUGGUCUUUUGUCGUCUCGGCAAUACAGGUUGACUCCUCAAGAGCCGCGGGUGCCAACUGACUCCAGUGAGUCCUCUGCAACGUGUAAAACUCAACGAACCUUCGUCCGACGAGUGCUUCCAACUACGUAAGUCCAUAUCGUUAGGUGCCAGCCGAUUAGGCUGCGCCACCUGCUGCGCUAGCGCCCCAGUGGCGGAGCGGCUUGAUCGCGAUUCACUGCGCCCCGUCGAUGGCCCAUGGGGCCUAACAAUAUGGACUUAAGAGGUAGUCUCGAUUCAAGACCUCCACGCUGCGCU
Molecule: messenger RNA, 912 nt
Organism: Rhodofomes roseus
Lineage: Eukaryota; Fungi; Basidiomycota; Agaricomycetes; Polyporales; Fomitopsidaceae
Exons: 6
Coding region: 116-649 (177 amino acids)
Source: RefSeq, a predicted model, not a curated record